Messenger RNA from Cheilinus undulatus (humphead wrasse), 2322 nucleotides. RefSeq names its product G-protein coupled receptor family C group 6 member A-like. The coding region runs from base 1 to 2322 and encodes 773 amino acids. Lineage: Eukaryota; Metazoa; Chordata; Actinopteri; Labriformes; Labridae. Gene Ontology annotation, biological process: G protein-coupled receptor signaling pathway. The record is from RefSeq and is a predicted model, not a curated record. The transcript is spliced from 6 exons. Gene Ontology annotation, molecular function: G protein-coupled receptor activity. Gene Ontology annotation, cellular component: membrane.
AUGAACAGCAGUGAGGACAGAGCCUGCAACAGGUUCACCGUUGCUCGACUGGUCCAGUCUCUGAUAAUGGUGCAGACGGUGGAGGAAAUAAAUAAAAGUGGGGAGCUGGGAAACCUGACUCUUGGAUAUCAUAUAGUGGACUCCUGUGCUGAUGUUACCACAGCCCUGAAAAACGCCAUGUCCUUUAUGAAACGCAACACAGCAGAUCCCAGCAUGGAUGGUGAAAAGAAGCCCUCCCCACCUGUCUUGGCUGUCAUUGGUGGGUACUACUCUGAGAUAUCCAUUGCAGUUACGAGGCUACUCAACUUGGAAAACAUCCCACAGGUUAGUUAUGGUUCAACCUGCGGCCAACUCUGUGAUAAAACACGUUUUCCCAGCUUUAUGCGGACAGUACCAGAGGAUGAUCAUCAAGUUCGUGCCAUCAUAAGUAUUUUAACAAGGAACCAAUGGACCUGGGUUGGUUUAGUGGCUACUGAUAGUGAAGCUGGUCGCUAUGCUGUUGAGCGCCUCCAGGAACAUGGCAAAAACAACAACAUCUGCUUUGCCUUCAUCAGUAUUCUCCCAGAAGUUCUGGUUGACAAGUCACUCGAGGAUUGUAUCAGUGACACAGUCAAAAGUAUAACUGAAAACAGAAACGUGAAUGUCAUCGUGUCCUUUGCCAAAGCUUACCAUAUGUUGGACCUUUUCAGAAGUCUACUCAAGGAUCCUCGAGGCAGGGGGAAAGUUUGGAUAGCAAGUGAUAACUGGUCAGAAUCAACCAAGGUGCUAGGAGAAUGGAGUUUAAGUGAUGUGGGAACAGUUUUUGGGAUCAUAUUCAAAUCUGGAAACACAGAAAGAUAUAGAGAGUAUCUCCAGAAUCUUGAUGUAGACCCUGAUCAUCAUAAGAACAACACAUUCUUGUCUAAAUAUCUGAAGAUAAAACAGAAAGAACAGGCGAGAGGGGAGACAGGCAAGCCAAAUGCCAAUGCCAGUGAGGGAUUGGUACAGAAGAUAUAUCCAUCUGGUGUUAAUGUGGAGUUAGCAGUCAGAGCCAUCGCUAAAGCUGUUGCAGAUCUCUGUGUCAACAGGGACUGUAGGACGACGCAGAGAUUACAGCCCUUGGAGCUACGAGUAGCCAUGAGGGAAGCAAAGUUUGACAUGGAUGGGAAAACCUACAUGUUUGACCGCAGGGGUGACCUCAACAUAGGAUAUGAUGUCAUCCAAUGGAAACAGACUUCACCAUCACAGUUGGAUGUGCACUACAUUAUUGCUGAUGCAGCAGAGUGUCAUCCGUGUAACACCACCACUGAAUACUCCUCACUUGGUAGAGACCGUUGUCUCAGAAAGAUGGUUGUCUUCAUGAAAUGGGAUGAUAUUUAUCAUGAAAUACUGUUGGCGUUUACUGCCCUAGGAGCCCUGCUUACCGUCAUUGUUGGGAUCAUCUUCCUCGCACACUGGAAUACCCCUGUUGUACGUGCAUCGGUUGGCCCGAUCUGCCUCCUCCUCCUCUUCUCACUUUUCUUCACAUUUGCAAGUGUGACAUUAUUUGGUGGUAAACCCAAGCUUUGGCAGUGCCAAGCACAACAGGUUGUGUUUGGCUUGAGUUUCACCCUUUGCAUCUCCUGUAUCAUGGUCAAGUCCUUUAAGAUCAUCCUGGCCUUUGAGUUUGACCCCAGUGUCAAGAGAGUAUUGAAAAAGCUCUAUAAGCCCUAUAUCAUUAUUGCAUUAUGCUUUUUGGGUCAAGUGCUCAUCUGUGCCCUGUGGCUCGCCCUCAAGUCUCCAGAACCUGAAUUGGAUAAAACAGCAGAAAGAACAGAGCGUCUGUACACGUGCAAUGAGACUUCAUUAGUUGCAUUUGGAGCCAUGUUAAGCUACAUUGGUCUUUUAGCUCUCAUCUGUUUUGGUAUUGCUUUCAAGGGCAGAAAGCUGCCUCAGAGUUACAAUGAUGCAAAGUUCAUUACCUUUAGUAUGCUCAUUUACUUCAUCUGUUGGAUCAUCUUUGGCCCAGUUUAUGUAAGCUUCAAAAACCAGUACUGUCCAGCGGUGGAGAUGGUCGUUAUUCUCAUCUCGGCCUACGGCAUCCUGUUCUGUCAGUUCAUCACUAAGUGUUAUAUUAUUCUCUUCAAGCAGAAAGCAAACACAAAGAGCGCGUUCCUUCGAGAUGUUCGAAACUUUUCCUUGGGCAGUGUCAAGGAUGAGAAGGAUGGAGAUUUUGUCUCACCUUCACUGAGCUUGGAGGGAAUCCAGAACCCUGCGUUAGAUGUAGAGCCCCCAGUGAUAGAUCCACCAAGAUGUCAAAGCCAGCACUCAAGCUCUGAUGUGUUACCAUGCUCUCUUCCUUAA